CUCUAUGUCUUCCACCAACAGCGGUAGUACUGUCGAGGAUCGCGACAUCCCCAAUCUCAGAGACCUGGCUGGUCAUCACACUGAGGAAGGUUUAGAAGUGUCUGAAGGGCUCUCCCGUAUCCUGGUGCUCGACUUUGGCUCCCAGUUCUCCCAUCUGAUCUGUCGUCGUUGCCGCGACAUUGGCGUUUACUCCGAGCUGAGGUCGUGCUUGGCCACCGUUGAGGAGAUCAAGAAGUUUGAUCCUGCGGGGAUUGUCCUUUCGGGUGGUCCGAGCUCAGUGUACGAUGAAGGCAGUCCUCAUCUGUCUCCUGAGGUUUGGAAGUGGAUUGACACCAAUAGGAUCCCGGUAUUGGGGAUCUGUUAUGGUCUACAGGAGAUGGUGUAUACUCAUGGUGGUAAAGUGGAACCUGGUAAGAAGAGAGAGUACGGGCAUGCAGUGGUCCACUUCAAGCAGGAUAAGAAAAGGGAAGGGCUGUUCACUGGCAUUGAUGGCAAUGCUACUCGGGUGUGGAUGUCCCAUGGGGAUAAGGUGACGAAGCUACCUGAGGGCUUUGAGGUGGUUGGCAAUACUGAUACAUGCGAACACGCUGUUAUACAGGCUACGGAUGGCAGGAAAAUGUUCGGUAUUCAGUUCCAUCCCGAAGUGACUCAUAGUGUUGAUGGUGCUGAGAUGCUCAGGGCGUUCUCGGUGGUUAUUUGUGGCUGCAAGCCUCAGUGGAAUAUGCAGAAUUUCGUACAGAAGGAGUUGGAUAGGAUCAAGCGUGUCGUUGGAGAUAAGCAUGUUAUUGCGGCUGUUUCGGGAGGUGUCGAUAGUUCAGUCGCCGCAGCGUUGGUGUAUAGAGCGCUGGGAGAUAAGUUCCAUCCCUUCAUGGUGGACACUGGCCUUUUGCGUAAAAAUGAAGCCGCUGAGGUGAAGGAGCGUUUGGAUUCGCAUCUUCCUGGUCUGAAUCUCCAAGUGUUGGACGCCAGUGAAGACUUUAUGACUAAACUGAAGGACGUGAAGGAGCCGGAGAAGAAGAGAAAGAUCAUUGGAGGUCUCUUUAUCGACAGCUUCGAGAAGGCCAUCCAUAACAUGAACUUGGAGCCUGAGAACUGCGUACUCCUCCAGGGAACUCUCUACCCGGAUGUGAUCGAAUCUACGUCCUAUAAGGGUCCUUCCACUACUAUCAAGACUCAUCAUAACGUUGGUGGUCUCCCGGCACGAAUGAAGAUGCAGAUCUUGGAGCCCCUCAGACUGCUAUUCAAGGAUGAGGUCAGGAAGCUCGGUCUUGAAUUGGGUCUUCAUGCUGAUUCGGUCAAUCGCCAUCCCUUCCCGGGACCAGGCCUUGCUAUCAGAAUCAUUGAUUCUGUUGAUAAGGAGAAGGCUGAUCUUCUACGUGAAGCUGAUGCUAUCUAUAUGGAGGAGUUGCAUGCCAGUGGAGAGUAUGACAACAUCGGUCAAGCGUUUGCUGUACUCCUUCCCACCGUCCGUUCUGUUGGUGUGAUGGGCGAUCAACGUACUUACGAGAGGACUCUCGUGCUCCGUGCAGUUCAGACCACAGAUUUCAUGACGGCUGAUUGGUAUCAGAUGCCCUACGACUUGUUGGGGCGUAUCAGUACUCGUAUUAUCAAUGAAUGCAAGGGCAUCAACCGUGUUGUGUACGACGUAUCUUCAAAGCCGCCGGCUACGAUUGAGUGGGAGUAGAUCGCAGUGAUGAUGACUAUGCUGAUGGUGUCUUUACGUAAAUAUGCAUAUUACCGCUCGAAUGAUGACGUCAAUAUACUAAGCAAGAAGAUUCUCUCUCUCUC
This is a messenger RNA of Perkinsus marinus ATCC 50983, 1788 nucleotides long. RefSeq names its product GMP synthetase, putative. The record is from RefSeq and is a predicted model, not a curated record. Gene Ontology annotation, biological process: GMP biosynthetic process. Bases 5 to 1684 code for a protein of 559 amino acids. Gene Ontology annotation, cellular component: cytosol. Gene Ontology annotation, molecular function: GMP synthase (glutamine-hydrolyzing) activity; GMP synthase activity; ATP binding. Lineage: Eukaryota; Perkinsozoa; Perkinsida; Perkinsidae. The transcript has 14 exons.